Molecule: messenger RNA, 1510 nt
Organism: Apis florea (little honeybee)
Lineage: Eukaryota; Metazoa; Arthropoda; Insecta; Hymenoptera; Apidae
Gene: cad
Product: homeotic protein caudal
Biological process (GO): anterior/posterior axis specification; embryo development; regulation of transcription by RNA polymerase II
Cellular component (GO): nucleus
Molecular function (GO): RNA polymerase II transcription regulatory region sequence-specific DNA binding; DNA-binding transcription factor activity, RNA polymerase II-specific
Source: RefSeq, a predicted model, not a curated record
AAGCUGGGAUAUUUAUUAAUACAGCCUAGUGAUAGGCAUAAAUAUAUAUAUAUAUUUAUAUAGUACAAGUGCUUAAUAUCAUCUUACCUCAAUGGCGGACAUCAGCGGGCUCGGUAUGAUGUCUUAUUACACUCCGUUCGCAAUGUACCGGCAACAGCAACCGAUUGUUGGCCAACAACCAUUAGGGCAACAGAUGCAACAAACUCAAGUGCAACAGACGCAACAGCACGCGAAUAAUUCAUCUGUUGCCGACGGUAGCCAACAAUACUGGUACGGGUACCAUGGACAUCCGCACGGAGUACACCACCAGGCUGCUGGACAGCAGUAUUUGGAUCCGGCGGAGGUUCUACCGAGCUGGUCACAUCAUGCUCACGCGUACACACACCUCCAAUACCAGCAUCAUCAGCCGGUAUACCAACAGUCGCAAGUAAGCGGAGUGACAGAUUGGACCGGCGAUGAAGCAAACACAGGGGUUGGAGCUGGAGAGACAAGUCCGCCAAACACCAUCAGCGGAAGCGAAAUGAGCAAUUCCAGCAAUCCAACUUCUCCACCGACUAAUAAUAGCAACAAUAGUAUUUCACCUAACAACAGAAACAACAAUAGCAAUAAUAUGGUACAUCAUAGCAGCGUGAGCAACACCAACACCAAUGUGCAUAACAGCACAACACCGAGACCAGCUCAGGUUAGAAGUCCAUACGAAUGGAUGAAGAAGACAUCAUACCAGAGCCAGCCUAAUCCAGCAUGCAACAUAACAAUAAACAACAAUGCAGAUUCAACGGUUCAUGAAGUCUGCAUCAUUGAUAGUAUUGGAAAAACCAGAACAAAAGAUAAAUAUAGAGUGGUCUAUACAGAUCAUCAGAGACUGGAGCUUGAGAAGGAAUUUCAUUAUAGUCGUUAUAUCACAAUCCGCCGUAAGGCCGAACUUGCACUCAGUCUUUCGCUCUCUGAACGACAAGUGAAGAUCUGGUUUCAAAAUCGUCGGGCAAAAGAACGCAAACAGAUGAAAAAACGGGAAGAGAUGGAAAGAGAAAGAGAGUUGAAGGCAGCAGAAAGUGUUACAAGCGCGAGCGGUGCAAUGGCGAGUCUCUCACUUGGAGGAAUGCUGGGUGGAUUGAUGCACAACGGUAGCUCAUCUUCCCUGGGUCAUAGUUCACAGAUGUUUAGUUUGAACCACGCACCCUCUACUUUGCAAGCCCCACAGACGCAAUCCAUGCCAAACAAUCUAUGACCUGAACAAUCAGUAACUUGGUCCAAUCAUGACUGACCAUAAGCAUUUUUUUCCGUCAUAAUAUAUGCAAUACAGAAAGAAUGAUAUUGAUAGAAUAAGAAAAAGAAAAGUAGAAAUAGAUAUAUAUUGUGAUAUAUGAUCUCACGAUAAUUUGAGGACUCGUGAAAAUAGCUUUCCAUAAUUACUCCUAUUAAUUAAUUAUAUUUUUUCUUCGUUCAUAAUUAAAUAAUUUAUUGUCUAAUUAUCGAUAAUUUAAGUUUAAAUAAGAUUGAUUCAAGGUUC